AUGAGCGGGAACAAGGCUCAACGUGUUGUGAUGGAGCUAUUCGCGGAUGUGGUUCCGCGUACAGCGGAGAACUUCAGAGCGCUUUGCACGGGGGAGAUGGGAGAGGGCAAGUUCACGCGCAAACCGCUCCAUUUCAAGGGCACCGUCUUCCACCGCGUCAUACCGGGCUUCAUGGCGCAGGGUGGCGAUUUCAGCAACAAGGACGGCACGGGAGGAGAGAGCAUUUAUGGCGGCAAGUUCGCAGACGAGAGCUUCAAGCUGCCGCACGCGGCAGCGGGGACGCUAUCCAUGGCUAACGCGGGUCCCAACACGAACGGCAGCCAGUUCUUCCUCACCUUCAAAGCCACUCCGCACCUCGACGGCAAGCACGUGGUGUUUGGGCGAGUGGUGGAGGGAAUGGAGGUGGUGCGCGCCAUGGAGAGCCAGCCCACGGGGGACAGGGACCGCCCCGUGUUCCCCAUCAAGAUCACCAAGUGCGGCCAGCUGCCUGCUGCUGCUGUUGCUGCUAGCGGCGGGAAGAGCGGGAAGAAGGCGCGAGGAGAGGAGAAGGAGAAGGGCGAGGAGGAGGACGAGGAGGAGGAAGAGGGUGGGAAGGGAGGGAAGGGCGGGAAGAGCGGGAAAGGGAAGGAGAAAGAGAAGGAGAAGAGGAAGGAGGAGAAAGGGAAGAAGCGGCGACGGGGAGAGAGUUCUGAGGAAGAGAGUGAGGAGGAGGAAGAGGACGAGGAGGACGAGGAGGAGGAAGAGGAGGAGAAGGGGCGUAGCAAGGGAAAGAAGAAGAAGGGCGGUGGGAAGGGAGGUGGCAGUAAGGGAAAGGGCAAGAAGGCAAAGAAGGGAAAGCAGGGGAUGAAGAAGAAGCGUGGGAAGGACGGUGGGAAGCGUGGGAGUAAGAGGAGGAGAAAGGAUGAGUGGAGCAGUGACGAGAGCAGUGAAAGUGACUCUGACGAGUCGUCUUCUUCUGAUUCUGAUGCUAGUUCGGACUCCCGAAGCAGCUCGUCAGGCUCGGAAGGCUCAUCGGAUAGCCGAAGCUCAGAGUCAGGCUCGGAGUCUGACAGCAGCAGCUCUGAUGGGAGUGAGAGGAAGAGGAAAAAGGGAAAGGGGAAGAGGGUUGGGAAGGGGAAGGCUCGUGGAAAGGGGUCUGGUAAGAAGGAAGAUGAAAGGAAGGGGAAGGGAUCUGUGAAGGGCAAGGGGAACGACGGAGGGGAGAAAAUUAAGGGCAAAGGGAAGCAUGGGAGUGGGAGGAAGGAUGACGGUUACUGGGAGGUGAAUGAGGACGAGGAAGGGAAGGGGAAGGGGAAGGAUAAGGAGAAGGGGGAGGGGAAGGGGAGGGAGAAGGAAAAGGAGAAGGGGAAGAAGGCGAGGAAGGACGAGGAGAUGGGAGAUGGCAAAGAGGAGGAACUGAAGGUGCAGGGGUCGAAGGGUAAACGGCAAGAGGAGGAUGAGAGUGAGGAUGAGCAGAGAAAGGGGAAGGGGCAAGGUCGGGGAAAGGAGGAGGAGGGGAAGAAGGGAACGAAGCAGGUCCAGGAGAAGGGCAGAGGCAAAGGGGAGAAGGAAGGGCGAGGAGGAAAGGGCAAGGGAGGGAGCACGAGCAAGGGGAAGAAGAAGAGGUAUGAGAGGGUGUGCGGAUGGGGAGGGGAGGGGGAGGGGAAGGGAGGGAGAGGGGAAGGGGAAGAAAGGGGGGGAGGGGGAGGGGAAGAAAGGGGGGGAGGGGGAGGGGAAGAAAGGGGGGGAGGGGGAGGGGAAGAAAGGGGGGGAGAGGGAGGGGAAGAAAGGGGGGGAGGGGUAGGGGAAGCAAGGGGGGGAGAGGGAGGGGAAGAAAGGGGGGGAGGGGGAUGGGGAUGGGGAUGGGGAUGGGGAUGGGGAUGGGAGGGGAAGAGUGGGGGGAAGGGCCACGGGGUCAAAAAGGUUGAGCAGGAGUCGGGAAAGCGAGACGGGAAGGAGAAGGGUGACAAGGGAAAGAGCAGUCAGAAGAAUCGAGCAGAGAGGAAGCAGAGCAGUGGCGGGCGCAAACCCCAGGCACAAGAGAUGGAGGCAGAGCGUGAGACAGAGCGUGAGGAGGAAGGUGGGAAAAGGAAGGCCAGAAAGCUCUCAGGAAAGGUUGAUUCGGACGCAAGGGAAGAUGGAGUCGGUGAUCGGGGGGAUGAGGGAAGGGCAGAGGCGAGGCGAGAGGAGGCGGGUAGCGAUUACGAUAGCGAUAGGCCAAGAGGGAGAGCUGGGAGAGAGGAUAAGGACGCUGCUGGUGAGAAGAAGGCAAGGAGGAAGGGGAGUGAGAGGAUGAAAGGGGAUGGUGGGAAGGAAGAUGUUGUGGAGAAAGGGGUUGUGGAGGAGGGUGGAGCGGAGCAGGAAGGAGGUGUGGUGGAAGAGAGGCGUGAAAAGGUGAGGGUGGAGGGAGGAGGCAAGGGGAGGCGGGGAUCUGGUAGAGGGAAAGCUGAGUAUAACGAGGAGGAGGAGGAGAAGGAGAAGGAGAAGAAGGGGGGGGACCAGGUGGAGGAAGAGGAUUGGGGUGGGGAUGUGGAUAGGAUGGCAAUGGAGACAGACAGGGGCGUGGGUGGAGGAGGAGAUGGAGGACAGGGAGGGAAGGCGAGCAGGGGAGAUGGUGCAGGCAGAGGGAGGCUGCUGAAGGGAAGCAGCGGCGCAAGAAGCAGGUCACGUUCCCGCUCUCCUCAUCGUUCCCCCGCUCCCCAGCGAUACCGCUCCCCCGCCCGUUCCCGCUCUCCCCUCCGCUCCUGUUCUCCCCGGAAGUACCGCUCCCCUCCUCACUCCCGCUCGCCUUCCCGUUCCCCGACCCCUCCUCCACGCAAGCACGCUGCUGGGAGUGUGCAUGACAGGCUGGGUUCAGAGGCAGGGGCUAUGGGGGCGGGUAUGGGGAGGGCGGAAGGGGGGAUGGCUACAGCAGAGGGAGGCUUUAUGGCCGCAGCGUCCCUCCCACCCUAUCGUCCCUCCCACCCUAACCUCCCUCCCACCCUAACGUACCAGUCUCCUUCCAGCCGUAGCACCUCAUACAGCCGUAGCCGCAGCCGCACCCGCAGCCGAAGCCGCAGCCGCAGCUACACGCCUCCCCGUGCACGCACCACCACCGCCACACGUGCCCGCUCCCCCAGCCUCUCUCUCUCGCCCCCUCCCCGUCGCUCUGCCCGCGACAAGCUCACCACCCGCAAUGCCAGCCCCCACAUGGCACCAGCUGAGGCUGCUGCUGACAGUGGGGGUGGUGGGGGUGGUGGUGGUGGUCUGACCACUGUGAGGCGGGCAUGUGGCACUGCAGGAUUGGAUGGGGAGCAGGGAGGGGGUGGUGGUGGCAGGGGCGGCGAGGGGUCCGUAGCGGCAGCAGCAACUGCAGGAAAUGCAGGAGGAGAUGCAGGAGUGGGGACAGUAGCUUCCCCGUCUCCUGUGGGAAUGAGGUCUCCCAAGGAGACCAGUGGAGGUGGUUCUGGCUUGGGGAAUGCUGCUGAUGCAGGUGCUGAUGGUGAGCGGUCAGUGCGACUAGGUGGCAGGGAGGGUAGGCUGAGGAGGCAGAGGGAGGAUGAUGAGGAGGAGGAGAGCGAUUGA
Closterium sp. NIES-65 is the source of this 3543-nucleotide messenger RNA. The record is from the annotation of a GenBank genome assembly. Lineage: Eukaryota; Viridiplantae; Streptophyta; Zygnematophyceae; Desmidiales; Closteriaceae.